Messenger RNA from Stegodyphus dumicola, 4954 nucleotides. RefSeq names its product sushi domain containing 2 mesh (gene mesh). Gene Ontology annotation, biological process: cell-matrix adhesion. NCBI's taxonomy places the organism in Eukaryota, Metazoa, Arthropoda, Arachnida, Araneae, Eresidae. The record is from RefSeq and is a predicted model, not a curated record.
CGUCAUUCGAUGGUAACGCAGUGAAAAGUGACGACGCCUGUUUACGCUAGCGCCAUUUAUAUUUUUCCAAAAUGGCGCAGCUUCUCUGGAUGUUCGUUUUUGCGUGUUCCAUACAAUUUGCAAGAUUCCAAAGUGCCGGGAAAGCAAGAGAAAAUAAUGCUCCUUUAAGAGCUCCAACUUUCAUAGACAUGAAAAAAUUUCGUUCUGAGCUGCUAUAUCCUCAUGACAGAGAGUAUCUGAUUGAUACAAUCAACAGAGGUCAAGCUAUAAGGGAUACUCCUUUAAUAUUCCGUUUACCUUUCUUUGGAUUUGACUUCAGGUAUAUAUGGAUACACAGAGAUGGUUAUAUUCUUUUUAACAAAGGCCUUCUUGAAUAUCCAUCCCCAGUAAAAUUUCCCACACCUUUCAUAAGAGAUCCAUCUAGGGAAGAAGAUCCUUCUCUUAUAGCACCAUGGUUCAGUUAUCAGGACAUUCCAAAUUCAAUAGAAGGAGCGGGUGUGUAUUCACAGUUGAUCAACCUUGCUAGUCAAAACGAUGAACACCUGAAAGAAAGAAUCAGGCUUGAUUUCAAAGAUGCUAUGAUAGGUUCCGCAGAUUUUGAACCUACAUAUGCCCUCAUCGUUACGUGGAGAAAUGUUACGCAUGCUAACCGGAUGCCUACUAGUCAAUUAAAAACUAAUACCUAUCAGGUUGUUAUCGCAACUGAUGAAAAAAGAACGUAUGUUAUGUUCAAUUACGAUGCUAUUAAUUGGAUAUCGGACAAGGACAAUUACGAUGGGCAAAAAGGUAUUCCUCCGUUCAUAGGUUUCAAUGCUGGAAAUAGAACUAGAGCAUACGAAUUUGAGCCUUAUUCUCAACAGCCUCGAGUAAGCCGGCUACCCUCCUUAGGAUUCGGAAAUGGUUUGCAUGGUCGAUUUUAUUUUCAAGUCGACGAAGAAAUAUGGCCUGGAUGCUGCAUCGAAAGACUUUUGGAUGUCAACUGGCCAACAAGGCCAAAGCUUACCUUUUUCCCACGUUACGGCAGUAUGUUAGGGGGUACAAUGGUGAAUGUAACUGGACCAUGCUUUUCAGACCCUCGUAGUAUCAUUCGUUGCAAAUUCGACACCCUUGAAACUGAUGGCAUUUACAGGGAUCAGAACCAUGUAUCUUGCAUUUCCCCUCCAGUCAUGUACCAUGGUUAUGUUGAUUUAUCAGUGUCAGUAGAUAAUGGUCCUUUCCUUUUUUAUGCAAGAUACUAUGUUCAGCCUCCAGAUAUGGUGGAAGCUGAUGUAAAUGUUUUAGACCGUAAGGACAAAGAAGAAGCCCCAGAGCGCUUCACAGUAAAAUGGAAGCAUGAAAAAUUAACAAUGGAUGAAAGAGCUCCUGUAACUAUAGCGCUAUGGGGAUACAGAGAGUCAAAUGAAAAUUAUCCGAGACUAACUUACAUCGAUUUAUUAACAGAGGAUACAGUUAUCAGUGGAGCUCGCCAAUACAGUCUUGAUUUAGAUGUUUAUAAAAAUCGCUGGAACUGGGAUAAACUGGACAUAUAUUUUGGAUUCAUUGCUAUCAAUCUCACCGAGCCAGAAAUUCUGAGAGAUGGCUCUCGCCAAUCUCCUGUGCUAUGGUCAGGUCCUUUGCCUCUUGCCUGGUAUUUCCGUCAUCAGUGGCAUCGAAAGUACGGCAAAAAUUGGAAAAAAGAAAUUUGUGAAGAUUGGUACUUCAGAGAGAAGUACAGCGAUCGUUUUGCUAUCACUCUUUUUCGUUGUCCUUGCACUGUAGCCCAGGCAAAACUCGACAGAGGAAGAUUCGCUCCAGACCUUCAAUGUAAUGAAAUUGAUCGGAAAUGUGAAACAUUCCACAAAUCUGCUUACCACUGCGUUCGAUCUGGAAGACCAGCUGUAGGUGGGGCAGGACAGCUAUGUUGUUAUGAUGACCACGGUGAACUCAUAAGGACUGGUGAUACGAUGUAUGGAGGAAGACCAGCUAGAGCAUUUCAAUUUGGAAAGCAUCCCUUCAAGCAAAGGAUGAUGAUACCAGCUCUAUCAUACUGGCUACAUGAUGUCUCACCCUAUUUCUUUUGUUGCAAGUGGGCAGACGGGGAAGAUGAUGCUGAAACAUGUGACAUGUUUAAAUACUGGAGGACUUCUCAAGAUUGUUCCCUUUACCAAACUCCAGGAGUGGGAUCUGUUUAUGGAGACCCCCAUUUUGUGACUUUUGAUCGUGUAAACUACACUUUCAAUGGAAAAGGCGAAUUUGUUUUAACAAGAGUUAAUCACAGACUACAUAAAUUGGAUGUACAAGGGAGAUUCGAGCAGCCUGUACCAAAAUACCACUUCAGUCCACCAAUAAAUGGUACACGAUUGAUGGCUAUUGCUGCAAAAGACAACAUUUCUUCUGUAGUAGAGUUUCGUGUUCGACCGGCUCCAGCCAGAUGGCAGUAUCAUAUGUACAUCAUCGUAGACAACGAAUAUGUCUAUUUUUGGGACAACAGUCUUCGAGUACAGUACUUCAAAGGAGUAACUUUGUUCCAACCGGCCAACGUAUACAACAUGUCUCAUAUUGUAGCCAUGUUUGACUCAGGCGCAGGUGUUGAAGUAAUGGUGGAAAAUGGUCACAUGGCAGCUCAUGUUUAUUUACCUGUUUCCUUUAUAAAUAAGACAAGAGGACUGUUGGGAAUGUGGUCCAGAAAUAAAGAUGACGAUUUCAUUUCCCCAGAAGGGGAUUCUUACAUAUCACCAGAUUCAUCAACUUACGAUAUUCAUCAGAAAUUCGGAAUGGCAUACCGUGUAUCUGAGCUGGGAAACAGCAAAGUUGGAAGAUCCCUUUUCUUCCAUAAUGCCAUACCUUUCUCACAGUAUGAUAAUAUUUCUUUCGUACCAGAAUACCAGACACCCCCACCAAUACCAAAAAACUUCAGUUAUAGACCUGAGGAAGUCGACGCUUUAUGUAGUACAUCAGUUUCUUGCAAAUUUGAUUUUAUCGUGACUGGUGACAGAGAAUUUGCUUGGGCUACUCGGAAUCAUGAAAAUUAUGCUCAGAAAUUAGCCUCGGAUGUCAGGAAGGAUAUAGUGCGAUGUCCAGAACUCAGCAAGCCCAGGCAUGGCAGAAAAAGUGAAAUUCGAUACUACGUUGGAACAACUGUUCGAUUCACUUGCGAUGAUGGGUACCGCCUUGUUGGUUAUGAGAACAGAAGAUGUCGCGAAACGGGUCUCUGGAGCUGGGGUGUCGAUCCACAGUGUAUCAGUGAAGCUGACUACGCGAAGAAGGUAAUUGGAAUAUCCUUAGGAAUAAUCUUACCUGUUAUAAUUCUUGGUAUUUUACUCUGCAUCUUUCUUGUGCAAAGAACGAGACAUCGAAAUCAUCACCACACUGGAGAAAAAGGCCAGCAAGUAGGUUUCAUGAUGCAGCCUAAACCUUAUAUAAAUAAUAGAAAUGGUGCUGGAAAUGGCAGCAGCAAAGUGUCGGACUUUUAAGUAAUGUGAAGAAUAUUUUCAUCCUUGUAUUUUAUACGAAUUUUCGGACUCUAUGACUCUCGGUAAGAGAUAAAAACUGUGCAUACCAUGUGAAGUUCAAGACAAUUCGAAACUUCCAGAAAAUAUGUUGCCUUGAACUCGAGAAACAAACAAAAAUAUUUCUGAGAUUGCAGAAACAAAAAUAAUUAAUUAUCGAAAUGAAAUAUGAUGCAGCUGAGUGAGGUAAGUUUUUUUUUUUUUUUUUUUUUUUUUUUGUGCAGACUAAUAAGUUUACGUGUCAAAACUAUAACAUAAUAGUUACGAACAAUUUUAAAAUUAAAUUUCCUUUCCAUUUUAAAUGAGGAAGCUUGAUAUUUUAAUAUCCAUCUUUUUCUGUUUUAUAUGACAAUUUACUUGUGGAAUUAAUUAUUUACAGCGGUUUGUUAUUUACAUUUGUGCUAUAUUUGCUUUGAUUAUCAGUAAAACUGAAAGUAAUGUAAAUGAAUUUUUAAGCUUCUGAAAUAACUGUAUUCCUACAUAAGUAUUGUACAGAAACUUCAUGCAUACAACUAGAUUAAAAAUUUCUAUUUUUUAAAUUAAUAAUUGGAUAAUUGUCGUUUAUAUGAAAUCAUUUGUCGUUUAUAUGAAAUCAUAUAUCAUUUGAAUUACAAUCUAUGUCAUUAUUCAAGCAUCUAAUUUUAUUACUGCACAAAAAUUGUACAGAAAUUUCAUUAAUAGAGUUUGAUCAAAAUUCUUGUUUAAACAAUGCAUAAUCAUAGUUAAAAUGAAAAUCUGUUUCAUUUCUGUAUAUCAAAAAUAUGUCUUUAAUGAUGAACUUUCAGUUAGUUUUGAAUAAGAAAUAUAUGUAGAAUUGAUUGUAAUUUAAGCAAUCAUUUUUCUGGUAGGAAAAGUAAUUCAUUAAAUGUCACGAACAUUAUUUUGAUUAUUUCUGAACUCACUUGAUCAUCGGAAUCUUCAGUAAAGGACAUUUAACUGAUUUAUGUAAAUGAAAUUUUGCAGUUAUGUAUGUUCUGUUGUGUUUUUAUAGUUAGCUUAUUUUUUAUCCUUCUAAUGAAUGUAGUUAGAAAGAAAAACUGUGUCAUUUUGAAUAUUGUAAAAGUAACGUCCUGUGAAUAAAAAUUCCAUUUUCGUGGAAAAUUGUGAAAUUUUUUUAACAGAAUUAUGAUUUAAUAUAUUAAAAUAUGUACGUAAUUUUCUUUUAAAUGUGUGCAUUCAUUUUAUUAAUUAAUUUUGGUUAGCAAAGAAUUGUAUAUAGUUACUAGAAAAAUUACAAUGGAUUCUUUCUAAGAAAUUAGAAUAUCUCUUGAAAACUGAUUAAUUUAAAUACUGCACAUGUGUGAGGAAUAAAAAUAGUUAUUAUGUAUCUACACUGUAAAACGUGUGUGAAAAAUAGUAUAUCCAAGUGAUUAAAAGUGAGAAACAUAUUGUAUAAUAUAUAUUUUAUUUUAUUUUACAUAUUGUAGUCAUUAGAGAAUAAUAAUAAAAGAAUUUCACUCUCAUCA